AUGUCCAACACCGAGAGCGGACAACACGGCCUUCCGCCGCCCAUCGUGGCGGCUGACCGCGCCUACACCCAAGAAACCCCUUUCACUCAGCCCACCCACUACGACGGUACUGAGUACAAUGCUGAGCCCGGUGCGACCAACGUCCACUACGAGCAGCUCCAGCAGCAGCAGCAGUACGACGCUGCUCAGCAGCAGGCUGCCUACGAGCAGCAGCAGCGCGAGUAUGCCGCUCAGCAGCAGCAGUACGCUGCUCAGCAGCAGCAGCAGCAGCAGCCCCAGCAGCAGCAGACUGAGAAGCCUGCUGAGCAGCCUACCGAGGGCCAGGAGGAGGAGUUCGGUGAGGACGCCCCCCAGGAUGAGUAUGGCCAGCUCGUUGCCUUCAUCCGCGCUCAGAAGAAGAGCGGUGGUGAUGACGAGGAGGACGACGGCACCCGCAUCGUCAAGAAGCGCAACUGGCUCAUGCCCUGGAAGGUGCGUGAGAUCCGCGUGAACAAGAACGGUGAGGAGGAGACCGUUGCCCCCAAGGUCCCCGAGUCGUGGCUCGAGACCGACGUGUUCCAGGGUGUCAGCGAGUCGGACGUCGCCCGCCGCCGCGCCCAGUUCGGUUACAACGAGCUGGAGAGCCCUCACGAGAACAUGUUCCUCAAGUUCAUUGGUUUCUUCCGUGGUCCUAUUCUUUACGUUAUGGAGCUUGCUGUUGCUCUUGCUGGUGGUCUUCGUGACUGGAUUGAUCUUGGUGUUAUUUGCGCUAUUCUUCUGCUUAACGCUUUCGUCGGUUGGUACCAGGAGAAGCAGGCUGGUGACAUUGUCGCCCAGCUCAAGGCCGGUAUUGCUCUUAAGACCACUGUUAUCCGUGACGGUCAGGAGCGCGAGAUUGAGGCUCGUGACCUUGUUCCCGGUGACAUUGUCGUUGUCGAGGACGGUAUGACCGUUCCUUGCGACGGUAAGGUGCUCGCUUCGUACGACGACAAGGACCUGUCUGAGGCUACCAAGAUCCGCCAGCGCAUGGAGGAGACCAAGCACGGCAACGAGGACGCUGAGGACGAUGAUGACACCGGUAUCGACAAGGGUCCCGCGAUCAUCGCCUGUGACCAAUCGGCCAUCACUGGUGAGUCGCUCGCCGUCGACAAGCACAUUGGUGACAAGGUCUUCUACACUACUGGUUGCAAGCGUGGAAAGGCUUACGUUCUCUGCACUGAGUGCGCCAAGCAGUCGUUCGUCGGUAAGACCGCUGCCCUCGUCACUGGUGGUGACGGCGGUGGACACUUCCAGAAGGUCAUGGGUCUCAUCGGUACUACUCUGCUUAUCCUCGUCAUUGUCUUCGUGCUCGUCAUCUGGUUCGCCGGCUUCUUCCGCAACGUUGAGAUUGCCCGCCCCAAGGAGAACAACUUGCUCGUCUACACCCUGAUCUUCCUGAUCAUUGGUGUUCCCGUCGGUCUCCCCUGUGUUACCACCACCACCAUGGCUGUCGGUGCUGCCUACCUCGCCAAGCGUGAGGCCAUUGUGCAGAAGCUCACUGCCAUUGAGUCGCUUGCUGGUGUCGAUGUUCUCUGCUCGGACAAGACCGGUACCCUGACUGCCAACAAGCUGUCGAUCCACGAGCCCUUCACCUCGGAGGGUGUGGACGUCAACUUCAUGAUGGCUGUCGCUGCCCUUGCCUCGUCGCACAACAUCAAGUCGCUCGACCCCAUUGACAAGGUCACCCUGACUACCCUCAAGGACUACCCCGGUGCCCAGGAGGAGCUCGCCUCGGGCUGGUCGACCAAGCGCUUCACGCCUUUCGACCCCGUCUCGAAGCGUAUCACUGCUGAGGUCUCGAAGGACGGCAAGGACUACGUUGCUGCCAAGGGUGCCCCCAACGCUAUCCUCAAGCUCUGCGCUCCCCCCCAGGACAUUGCCUCCCAGUACCGCAAGGUCGCUGGUGACUUCGCCUCGCGUGGUUUCCGUUCGCUCGGUGUCGCGAUCAACGAGGACGGCAAGUGGCGCCUGCUUGGUCUUCUGCCCAUGUUCGACCCUCCCCGUGCCGACACUGCCGCUACCAUCGCCGAGGCCCAGUCGCUCGGUGUUACCGUCAAGAUGCUUACUGGUGACGCCGUCGCUAUUGCUAAGGAGACCUGUAAGAUGCUUUCGCUCGGCACCAAGGUGUACGACUCGCAGCGUCUGAUUGGUUCGGGUGGUAUGGCCGGCUCGGCCAUCCACGACUUUGUGGAGGCUGCUGACGGUUUCGCUGAGGUGUUCCCCGAGCACAAGUACCAGGUCGUCGAGAUUCUCCAGAACCGUGGCCACCUUACUGCCAUGACUGGUGACGGUGUUAACGACGCUCCCUCGCUGAAGAAGGCUGACUGUGGUAUUGCCGUCGAGGGUGCCUCGGACGCUGCCCGCUCGGCUGCCGACGUCGUGUUCCUGGACGAGGGUCUGUCGACCAUCAUUACCUCGAUCAAGGUUGCUCGCCAGAUUUUCCACCGUAUGAAGGCCUACAUCCAGUACCGUAUCUCUCUGUGUAUCCACCUUGAGAUUUACCUGCUGCUGUCGAUCAUCAUCCUUAACGAGUCUAUCCGCGCCAACCUGAUUGUGUUCAUUGCCCUGUUCGCCGAUGUUGCCACCAUUGCCAUUGCCUACGACAACGCCCCUGCCGCCCACCAGCCCGUUGAGUGGCAGCUGCCCAAGAUCUGGAUCAUCUCGGUUAUCCUUGGUCUGAUCCUUGCUGGUGGUACUUGGAUUGUCCGUGGUACCCUCUUCCUGAACGGCGGUGGUAUCAUCCAGAACUUCGGUAACACCCAGGAGAUUCUCUACCUCGAGGUCGCUCUUACUGAGAACUGGCUCAUCUUCGUCACCCGUCUCGGUGGUGGUGAGUCGGAGAUCACUCUGCCCUCGUGGGAGCUGGUUGCCGCUGUCGGUGUUGUCGACAUCAUCGCUACCCUCUUCUGUCUGUUCGGCUGGCUCUCGGGUGCCGAGCGCCGCAACCACAUCACCGCGCCCAUGGGUGGCUGGACCGACAUUGUUACCAUUGUCCGUGUCUGGGCCUUCUCGUUCGGUGUCAUUGUUGUUUGCGCCCUCGUCUACUACGUCCUGUGCCGCAUCCCCGCCCUGGACAACAUUGGCCGUCGCCAGCGCUCGGUCAAGAACGAGGCUGUGGAGGACUUCUUCACCAACCUCCAGCGCCUCACCCUUGUCCACGAGAAGGCCGAGGAGGGCAAGAACGUCUACGCGUUCGAGACCCGUGUCGACGUCAACGACGAGUAA
Molecule: messenger RNA, 3243 nt
Organism: Malassezia japonica
Lineage: Eukaryota; Fungi; Basidiomycota; Malasseziomycetes; Malasseziales; Malasseziaceae
Product: P-type H(+)-exporting transporter
Exons: 1
Coding region: 1-3243 (1080 amino acids)
Biological process (GO): regulation of intracellular pH; proton export across plasma membrane
Cellular component (GO): plasma membrane
Molecular function (GO): ATP binding; P-type proton-exporting transporter activity; ATP hydrolysis activity
Source: RefSeq, a predicted model, not a curated record